Messenger RNA from Paramecium sonneborni, 1661 nucleotides. The record is from the annotation of a GenBank genome assembly. Lineage: Eukaryota; Ciliophora; Oligohymenophorea; Peniculida; Parameciidae.
AUGAAAAGCAUUUUCUAAAAAUCAUUUUUGAAGUGUCUUUGUAGAACUUAUUUCAAUUUCAUUUUUAAUGUAAAUAUCAAAUCGGCAAAAUUUGUGUAUAUUAUGAUUUCUGUGUUUAGGGAUGAAAGUAUUUUGAAAGGGCUUCUUUAAGCUAAAUAAAUUGAAUAAGGAGCUGAAUUGCAUUUAUUUAUUCUAGUCGAAUAAAAUGUGAGAAAGAUCAUCCAAGUAAAUAUUUUUAAAAUACUUAGGAAGCCAUCAAAUAUUAAAGACAUUUUAGAAAGAAAUAACUUACAUGCAUGGAAGUAGAAUAAGCUAUCAAGGAUUAAAAUUUGCAUAAGGUAUGGAUACCAAAACUAACUUUAGUUUGAAAUAGUGGGAUUUUAACAUAUGGAUAGUAUUAAUCUGACUAAAAGGAUGAAUGAAUAUGUUUUGAAUGACUAAGUAAAAAUAAAGCUAAUAAUAAGAAUUUAGAUUUGAGAGAUUUAAUAACUCUUUAGAUGAGAACAGUUAAAAUUCCCCUUGGAUAACCAUCAAUUAGUUUAUUUAAUGUAAUGAAAGAUUACAAAUUAUUAAAUUCCUAAGAAACAUAGUAAAUAAGUAUAUUGAUAAUUCUAUCUUUAGUGCAAUAUAAGGAUAUUAUUUAAGUAGAAUCAUUCUAAAAUUUUGAAGAUAAUAAGUCUUUCAAUAUUAUAAAGGAUAAUAUAAUUAGCAUUUUGACAAUUCAUUAAUAAUAAAUUCUGAAAAAUUUUAAGGAUUUAUUUGAAAAAGAAGUUACAAGUCUUAAAUUAUGUUUAUCUCAAGAAUUUUGUUAGCGUAUCUGAAUCAAUAAAAUAAUUUAGUAUUAUCGGAUUUAGAGAAUUAUAAGGAUGUGGCUUAGAUUGUUCCCUUUAUCAUAUAGUAUCUUUAGAGCUAACAAGAUUAAAUACAAUUAUAAUAUUACAAGCAUCGCUCAAUUAUUAUUUAUUGCAUAAGUCAAAUAAUAUCAAAUAAAUAAAUAGAUAUAGAAUUUUAAGUAAUGAAUUAUCUAUUCAAAAGUUACACAAUAUAAUAAAGAUAUUGAUAAAAUUUUUAACUGGAAAAAUAGAGGAAAUUAAUAUUAAAUCUUAAGUUGAAUUGUAAAGAAAAAUAGCGAAAUGUCUAAACUAUUUGCUUGAUAAAUAUAAUUAGAAAUAUCAAACUUUAAGGUCUAACAUUAAUCAAAUAUUUCAUAAUAGAAUAGAUAAAAUAAUUGGCAAUUUAAGUUAAAAAAAAUCAUUCAAACAAUUGCUAAAAAUUUAUUCUAUUAUAGAAUUUUUUACUGAGUAGAAUGUGAAUGUAUAGCAUCUGAAAUUUGUUGAAUAACUAUCUGUUUUAAUUUAGAAAUUAGAAUUAAAAAAUUCCACUGUUCUAGAAUGUGACUAAAAUUAUAAUUAGCUUGUAGGUUUAAUCUAAAUGUCUUUGGGAGUAAUUAUUAAAUAUAUAAUUAGAAAAUAUUGAUAAAAAUUGUUGAUGGAUUAUAAUAUAUAUAUCCAAUAAAUAAAUAAGAGUUAUAAAAAUUAAUAACGAGCACAAGAGAAUUGAUGAAUGAAUAAGGAUUAGGAUAAUUAUUAGUGUUAUAGUAUAAAUAUCCAGAUCAUAUACAUUUAUGAUUAUUGCUAUAUUAUUUUUUAUUUGAACACCAG